Molecule: messenger RNA, 966 nt
Organism: Auanema sp. JU1783
Lineage: Eukaryota; Metazoa; Nematoda; Chromadorea; Rhabditida; Rhabditidae
Source: the annotation of a GenBank genome assembly
AUGGGGUUGAUUUCUGUCAGAGAUGAAUCAACCCAAUGCAUUCGCUAUCGUUUCUUAAAUUCCCAAAUAUGCUUAUGGAUUGGAUGCUGUCAGGUAGUAGUCUGCUUAUGGGGAGUAGCGCAACAUGGUCACUCUUACACGCAUCAUAAUAAGAUUUUGAAAUGUGAUUUUGUCUCGGGUACAUUACCACUUGAAGCUGCAGAUGCUGUUAUAUUCGACGUAGGCCUUCUUCACUCAUUAUGGGGGAUACGUGGAUGUGUUGCUGAAUAUUUGGAUGGAGGACUCGGCCGUCUUUUAUGGUGUAUAUCACAUUGUCUUUCACUCUUGUUUAGCUUACCAUUUGCAUUUGCAUCACGACCUCGUCCAUACUGCUUAUGGCCAUUGCUAGUGCAGCAAUCUGUUUAUGGCAUAGGCUUACUCAUCUUAUUUCUUGCUGCACUGCCGCGAAUCCUCCCAUUAAUCAUAGAGCCUAUGUCAGCACCUUUGAUAGCUAUUGUCGUCUAUAUAGCUGGAACUACGGGAAACUUCUUCCUUCUGUACGUAUCAUGGCAUUGGUACUGGCAUGUGGAUUCCAUGUGGAACACAGCAAUUCGUGUUCGUUUCGGUCAGAUUGUUCGUAAUGCCAACAAUCGAUCACGUAGAGAUAAACCAAUAGUUGCCAAAGAACAGCCUAGUUUUCCUUUACCCACAGUAGAAUCAGAAGUACAGGUUGUUUCAACCAGUCCUCCUGUUUCUAUCGAAGCCUCAACUUCUCGAGAAUCAGAGCUGUCAUAUGUAACACCUGAGAAAACUCCUCCAGUUAUUAUUGCAACCCCCCUUUAUUCAAACUCCAUCGAGAAUAAGUAUUUAAGAGCUCAAGACGUGGCUAGAUUAAGUCGCGUCCGACGUGUAUUACCUCCUACCCCGGACGAGGAUCCUGCAAUGAUAUCUAAACCCAUAUUCUAUUUAAGCAAUUCGCAACUGUAA